Lampris incognitus (smalleye Pacific opah) is the source of this 1542-nucleotide messenger RNA. RefSeq names its product cholinergic receptor, nicotinic, alpha 6 (gene chrna6). The transcript is spliced from 7 exons. Gene Ontology annotation, biological process: chemical synaptic transmission; regulation of membrane potential; signal transduction. Bases 151 to 1542 code for a protein of 463 amino acids. The record is from RefSeq and is a predicted model, not a curated record. Gene Ontology annotation, molecular function: acetylcholine-gated monoatomic cation-selective channel activity; transmembrane signaling receptor activity. NCBI's taxonomy places the organism in Eukaryota, Metazoa, Chordata, Actinopteri, Lampriformes, Lampridae. Gene Ontology annotation, cellular component: neuron projection; synapse; postsynaptic membrane.
UCAUCCAAGGCCGAGGACAGGCUGUUUCGGAAGCUGUUCAGAAGGUAUAACCAGUUCAUCAGACCAGUUGAGAACGUCUCUGACCCUGUCACGGUGGAGUUUGAGGUCUCCAUCUCACAGCUGGUCAAAGUGGAUGAGGUGAAUCAGAUCAUGGAGACAAAUCUAUGGCUCAGACAUAUAUGGAAUGACUACAAGCUGCGGUGGACACCAGUAGAGUUUGAUGGGAUUGAGUUCAUCAGAGUUCCAUCAAACAAGAUCUGGAGACCUGACAUAGUGCUCUACAACAAUGCGGUAGGUGAUUUCCUGGUAGAGGAUAAGACAAAGGCACUGUUGAAGUUUGACGGCACCAUCACCUGGGUUCCUCCAGCCAUCUUCAAAUCUUCUUGCCCCAUGGACAUCACUUAUUUCCCUUUUGACUACCAGAACUGCUCCAUGAAGUUUGGCUCCUGGACCUAUGACAAGGCCAAAAUUGACCUGGUACUAAUUGGGUCAAAGGUGAACCUAAAAGACUUCUGGGAGAGUGGCGAGUGGGAGAUCAUCGAUGCCCCAGGCUACAAGCACGACAUCAAGUACAACUGCUGCGAGGAGAUCUACCCGGACAUCACUUACUCCUUCUACAUCCGUCGUCUGCCCCUCUUCUACACCAUCAACCUCAUCAUCCCCUGCCUCCUCAUCUCCUUCCUCACAGUGCUGGUUUUCUACCUCCCGUCUGACUGUGGAGAGAAGGUCACGCUCUGUAUCUCCGUCCUGCUCUCCCUCACUGUGUUCCUACUGGUCAUCACCGAGACCAUCCCCUCCACCUCACUGGUCAUCCCACUCAUCGGCGAGUACUUGCUCUUCACCAUGAUCUUCGUCACACUCAGCAUAGUCAUCACGGUCUUUGUGUUGAACGUCCACUACCGCACACCCAUGACCCACACCAUGCCGGGCUGGGUGCGCUCUGUAUUCCUCAAGGUGCUGCCGCGGAUCAUGCUGAUGAGAAGGCCGACGGACCAGGAGGUCAAGGCCGGAGGGUCAGACAGCAGUGGGGAGGCAGGCGGAGCUGGAGGGGGAGGAGGAGACGGGGGCGGGAAAGGAGGGAAGAAGAGGAAGAACAGCUUGACACAGGUGAGGAGUGGUGAUAGUGGUGGUAGUAGUAAUGUAUAUGUUGGAGGUGGCUCACUCAACUGCCUGGAGUUUGGGGACAGUAAGCUGUCGUCUCUGGAAGGCUGUGCAGGGAAGAAAUGCCCUUGCCCCUGCCAGCAUGGGAAGGACACCCCAGAGACAGCGGACCCGGGAAAGCUGACUCGCCAAAUGAGUCCUCAGAGCAUUAACACGGUGGUGGCCUUCUCUGUGGUUUCGCCAGAGAUCAAACAGGCUAUUGAGAGUGUCAAGUACAUCGCUGAGAACAUGAGGAGCCGUAACAAGGCCAAAGAGGUGGAGGACGACUGGAAAUACGUUGCUAUGGUGAUUGAUAGAAUCUUCCUCUGGGUGUUUGUUACCGUGUGCGUCCUCGGGACCAUCGGCCUCUUCCUCCAGCCUCUCAUUGGCUUCGUCUCAUAA